UUUGCUUCCAGUGCACCCAGUUGGAGAAUAAAUGGCAGCACACCUAAAGGCGUCGCGGACUCAAUCACAAGAUCGUCGCAUAAUACAACCAAGGACUGGUCUUGAAGGUCUGGCGGAGGAGACUAUGGUGCGGAUGACUCGUGGACCUGAUACUGAUGUGGUGCAAGUAGCUCCUCUACCUCCCGACUUUGAGAGGGUGAGCUACAAACGGUACAUAUACAAUGUCUGGCAAUUCACUGUCCAAGGAACCAACGGCGAUAUCCUAUUCAUUGUGAACAAAGAAUAUCAACGGUGUUUCGCCCUUCAACGUUUUUUCUCGCUCGCAAGUGGAUCCUUCUUUGCUUAUAUGGUGAAUAUGAGUGGCGUUGUUGUGAUGAGCUUCGAACGCCUUCUGAGACUUCAAGGCGGCGUUAAGGGAUGUUUCUGCUGCUGCCUCGGGCAGGAGAUGAGGAUUGAAGCUCCUCUUGGAAGACAAAUUGCCUAUAUUACCGAAGAUUGGACCCUGUGUGGUACCUCUCUCACGAUCUAUGAUGCCAUGGGAACACGUGUCUUCAAGGUUAUUGGUCCCACCUUCCCGCCGUACUUCAAAGGCACUGACUCUCCAGUCGUGUUCCAGGUGAAAACAAAGGCAGGCAAUACAAUGGGCGAGAUACGAGUCGCGAAGUCCAUCAGCGUCUCAUUUCCCGUUGACCUGGAUGUCUACAUCAAAGGAUGUCUAAUAGGCUGUGCAAUUUUGGUUGCGCUCAUGUUUGACAUGAGAGGGUGUGCCCUCAACUGCUGGCAGUCCACGAGAAGCGUGAGGCGUUACCCCUGAGCUCUGAUGUACCCCUGAGGUUGCGACCAGUAAACCCUUACACAAGCGGAAUGGAAAGUAAUAGCUGAAAUCGCCGAAAUAGAUAAAUAGCCGAAAAGGCGGUCACGAUUACCCGUCAAGAUUAGCGUUGGUCAAAAUAGGUGCUCGUUCUUUAACUGCUUAUGAGGUAUAAGCAGUGGU
Molecule: messenger RNA, 994 nt
Organism: Ornithodoros turicata
Lineage: Eukaryota; Metazoa; Arthropoda; Arachnida; Ixodida; Argasidae
Product: phospholipid scramblase 2-like
Exons: 8
Coding region: 32-814 (260 amino acids)
Biological process (GO): plasma membrane phospholipid scrambling
Cellular component (GO): plasma membrane
Molecular function (GO): phospholipid scramblase activity
Source: RefSeq, a predicted model, not a curated record